Molecule: messenger RNA, 1019 nt
Organism: Camellia sinensis
Lineage: Eukaryota; Viridiplantae; Streptophyta; Magnoliopsida; Ericales; Theaceae
Product: PRA1 family protein B4
Biological process (GO): vesicle-mediated transport
Cellular component (GO): endoplasmic reticulum; Golgi apparatus
Source: RefSeq, a predicted model, not a curated record
UCUCUCUCUACGAUAUAUCUUCUUCUCCUGUAAAAGCUCCCUCAGAUCUCUCUCUCUCUCUCUAUCUAGAUCUGAGAAAACCUCGUCCAAAUUCCUUCUCAAAACAAGUCAACAAUGGCUUCUUCAUCCCCCGCAAUCCUCCCAAUCUCAAACCCCGAAUCCACCACCACCGCCGCUGCACAGCCACCCAUCGCCACCCCAGCCUUCCGCGCAUUCAUCUCCAACAUCUCCGACACCGUCCGCAACGGCCUCUCCAAGCGCCGCCCCUGGUACGAACUCGUCGAUCGCUCCGCCUUCUCAAAGCCCGACUCCAUCUCCGAAGCCUCUCUCCGCAUCCGCAAAAACUACUCCUACUUCCGCGUCAACUACUUCGUUUCCCUCGCCGUCGUCCUCGCCAUCUCUCUCCUCACCAACCCCUUCGCUCUCCUCAUGCUCCUCGCCCUCCUCUCCGCCUGGCUCUUCCUCUACCUCUUCCGCCCCUCCGAUCCCCCUCUCGUCCUCUUCGGCCGCUCCUUCUCCGACAGAGAAACCCUUGGCGUCCUCGUCUUGUCUAGCGUCAUCGUCAUCUUCCUCACCAGCGUUGGAUCUGUACUCAUCUCUGCUCUUAUGGUUGGAUUCGCUAUUAUCUUCGCUCAUGGUGCUUUUAGGGUUCCCGAGGAUCUGUUUCUCGAUGACCAAGAACCUGCUGCUACUGGAUUCCUUUCCUUCCUCGGCGGUUCUGCCUCCAAUUCUGCUGUUGCCGCUGCAUCGGCUGUUGCCGCUCGUGUCUGAGGAUAUCGUAUCGAACCACUUGAAACGAGUAUGAUUAAAAAUUCAUAGUUUUGUAUUAUCAAUCGACUCAAUACUUUUUGGUAGAUAUAAGUGAUAAUGAUAAUAAAUAUGUUGGAAAUCUGGUAAUUCUUUAUAGGUGCUGUUUUAGGAUGUUUGUGUAUCAUUCGUUGAUGGAUUCAUUACUUCGUUCAAUUUUUCACAAUGAUGCAGAUCUGAAUUUGUGAAAUGAAAUUGUCAAAAUUGUUGCA